GCAAAAAGGACGCAGUAUAUUGGGGUAUUUAUUUAGCGAGGUGUCGCGCGCAGGUUUGAAGUUUUAAUGUGAAGGAGUCCGGUAGUAGUAAUUAGGAGGUGAGUACGCGUCGCAGCGGCUGCGGCGGCGCGACGGUCGAUAGCUGGAGCGACAGGCGGUACCGUCCCGGGUCACGCCUGCCAGAUCGAUAGCGGCACGGCGGGGGCGGAGGACCCGAACCCGGCAUUACUCGCGCCGCCACGGCAGACGAGACACCUAGUCCGCCGCGAGAUCGGCGGCAGGCGAGCGCGGCCGGGGCACGACGCUCCAUGCGACCUCCGCUCGCGACAUGAGCGGCGCCCGCCCCCGCAGCGCGCCCCUGCUCCUGGCGCUCGCAGCCGCCUUUCUCCCGCAAGCCAACCAUGUCGCGGGCGCCGGUGGGGGUGGCAUGUUCGGCGAUGUCAAUAUAUCAGCCAUAUUGGAUUCCUUUAGUAUAAGUUAUGACAAAAGAGUAAGGCCUAACUAUGGAGGUCCGCCAGUGGAGGUGGGCGUCACCAUGUAUGUGCUCUCUAUCAGCUCCGUCUCCGAAGUGCUCAUGGACUUCACAUUGGAUUUUUACUUCAGACAGUUUUGGACAGAUCCACGACUGGCGUAUAAAAAACGACCUGGAGUGGAGACGUUAUCAGUGGGAUCCGAGUUCAUAAAAAACAUAUGGGUGCCAGACACAUUCUUUGUAAAUGAAAAGCAGUCAUAUUUCCACAUAGCAACCACUAGCAACGAAUUCAUACGUAUCCAUCAUUCAGGCUCUAUUACUAGAAGUAUCAGAUUAACUAUCACAGCAUCAUGUCCUAUGCAUCUACAAUAUUUUCCUAUGGACAGACAACUGUGUCACAUAGAAAUUGAGAGUUUCGGAUACACUAUGAGAGACAUUCGAUACCAUUGGAAAGACGGACAUUCUAGCGUCGGAAUGAGCAACGAGGUGCAACUGCCCCAAUUCCGAGUGCUCGGGCACCGACAGCGCGCAACAGUAGUGACGCUGACGACAGGAAAUUAUUCUCGGUUGGCAUGCGAGAUACAAUUUGUUCGAUCCAUGGGAUACUACCUAAUCCAGAUAUACAUUCCGUCGGGUUUGAUCGUGAUCAUCUCGUGGGUGUCGUUCUGGUUGAACCGCAACGCCACUCCGGCGCGCGUGUCGCUCGGCGUCACCACCGUGCUCACCAUGACCACGCUCAUGUCCUCCACCAACGCGGCUCUGCCUAAGAUCUCCUACGUCAAGUCCAUCGACGUCUACCUCGGCACCUGUUUCGUCAUGGUUUUCGCCAGUUUAUUAGAAUACGCUACAGUAGGAUAUAUGGCAAAGAGAAUACAAAUGAGAAAACAAAGAUUCGUAGCCAUACAGAAAAUAGCGUCCGAAAAGAAACUGCCUGUUGAUUGCCCUCCAGUUGGUGAUCCACAUACACUCUCUAAAAUGGGCACGUUAGGGAGGUGUCCUCCGGGGAGAGCUUCGGUAAGCUGUUCGGAAGUAAGAUUCAAAGUGCACGAUCCGAAGGCACAUUCAAAAGGCGGAACGUUAGAGAACACUAUAAACGGGGGCCGGAGCGGAGCCGAAGAGGAGAACCCAGGGCCACCGCCGCACAUACUCCACCCCGGCAAGGAUAUAAGCAAACUCCUGGGCAUGACGCCGUCGGACAUCGACAAGUACUCGCGCAUCGUGUUUCCCGUGUGCUUCGUCUGCUUCAACCUCAUGUACUGGAUCAUCUAUCUGCACGUCUCCGACGUCGUGGCUGACGAUUUGGUUCUUCUGGAAGAGGAUAAAUAGAGGGGACGAUGUCUUUUAUCCACUUAUUUUUCCACUUUAAUCGCAUACAAUAAUAAUUUGAAACGAACCGCACUUAUUUCCGAAAUAAGUUUGAAGAAAAAUAGAACUAGCUGUAUUAUCCGUACGACUUAGUAACAAAAGUUAGCUUACGAUGUGUCGUAGAACGCAUCGAUGACAUAACUUAUUCCAAAAAAAGAAUUUGUAGAUAUAACAGCACUAUCUAGUACCUAAUUAAUUAAAUUUAAUAAUGUAAUGAAAAUGUAAAUAACGUGUCGAGGAUAUGUAAAAUAUGGACGUCUUAAUCUAAGAUAAUAAAUCUCUUUUCUUGGAGUCUGAAGUAGUAACUAAACGACUGAACAUUUUAGAUAACAUGGUCAAGACGUGUUUUAGUUUCCGUAGUGACAGAGGGUGUCUUCGAAGUGAGUGCGAGGCGGCGCGCAAGCGUCGGCGCGGGAUUGCCGGGCUGCCAGUUCGAUUGUGAGACAGUUUCCUGGUGGUCAGACUCUGUAAAUACUAGCUUGCCGUAUGAGUAGGUGUUUAUUAUAAGGCUUUAGGAAUAAAUAUCUUUACUAAACGAACCCAGUAAUUUAAUCAUGGACGUUUUUGGAACACAAUGUUGGUUCCACAUUUUCCAAUUUUCUUAUUAAGAUUUUGACACAGUGCAAUUUUUCGAAGUAAUUGGAAAAAGUUCCUAAACUAAUAUUGAGUAGCAAAUGGUUGUAUGAAUUAAAAUUAAAUCGUGAAAUUAAAGUUUCAAAUUAUUAUUAUUUCUGUGGUAAAAUGAGUGGAGUACAAAAUAAUGUAUGAUUAAAUCUGAUGCUCAAAUUUCUCCGCUUGAACAUAUUAAUUACUUAGUUGUAGUAGUUUUGUAGGUAGGUAUGUUAAAAACUUAGUUGUUCGUUUAUUCUUUGCUAUUUUCUACAUUGUUGUGAUAAUAAUAUUAGAUGUUUUCUGUUGGAAUGUAGUGCAAACCUAUCCAAUUCUAUCUUUUAAAUAUAUUUUGUUUCAUUUUAAUACAAAUUUGUAGCUACGUGUUGUAAUCUAUAUAUGGUAAAUGUUUCAAAUCAGCAAUAAUUUUAGCUUCUCAUUGAAAAUG
Messenger RNA from Cydia amplana, 2894 nucleotides. RefSeq names its product gamma-aminobutyric acid receptor subunit beta (gene rdl1). The transcript has 10 exons. The coding region runs from base 329 to 1798 and encodes 489 amino acids. The record is from RefSeq and is a predicted model, not a curated record. Gene Ontology annotation, molecular function: GABA-A receptor activity; neurotransmitter receptor activity; extracellular ligand-gated monoatomic ion channel activity. Gene Ontology annotation, biological process: nervous system process; chemical synaptic transmission; regulation of membrane potential. Gene Ontology annotation, cellular component: GABA-A receptor complex; synapse; neuron projection. Lineage: Eukaryota; Metazoa; Arthropoda; Insecta; Lepidoptera; Tortricidae.